This is a messenger RNA of Cannabis sativa, 2004 nucleotides long. RefSeq lists its product as uncharacterized. The coding region runs from base 1 to 2004 and encodes 667 amino acids. Lineage: Eukaryota; Viridiplantae; Streptophyta; Magnoliopsida; Rosales; Cannabaceae. The record is from RefSeq and is a predicted model, not a curated record. The transcript has 3 exons.
AUGGAGUGGGGUUUUUUGGAGGAAAUGUUGUUGGCCCUGAACUUUCAUGUUAAAUUCAUUAAACUCAUAAUGAAAUGUGUAACCACACCUAGGUUCUCCUUGCUCUUUAACGGCUCUUUCCAUGGAUUCUUUGAACCCAAAAGGGGGCUUAGGCAAGGGGAUCCAAUGUCCCCUCUAUUAUUUGUCUUGGGAAUGGCGUAUUUAAGCAGGAUUAUGCAAAAAGUGGGAGGAAAAAAGGAAUUUGGCUAUCAUGACAGGUGUAGAAACAUUAAACUAAAUCAUCUCAGUUUUGCAGAUGAUGUUCUAAUGUUCUGCAAUAGCAAUUUUAAAAGUAUAUAUCUCAUGUUGCAAGGACUGAAGACCUUCUCACUUACUUCAGGGCUAUUCCCAAACAUUCAUAAAACUGUUGUGUAUUGUUGUGGUAUGCAGGAAGAAGAAAUUCACAGGGUGCUAAAUAUGUUUGGGUUCAGUAGACGAAAUGUACCUUUCAGAUACCUUGGGGUACCCAUACGUGCCAAGAGAAUCUCAGCAGAAGAAUGUAAUGACUUAGUGCAGAAAAUGAUAGUAAAGAUCAAAGUAUGGAGUUCCAGGAAUAUUUCUUUUGCGGGUAGAGCGAUUCUCAUCUAUCAUAUGUUGCUCACAAUUCACACAUAUUGGUGUCAACUUCUCAUUCUUCCUAAAAGAAUCAUUGCUGAACUUGAAAAAAUUUGCAGGAAUUUUCUAUGGAACCAAGGAGUGGCGGAUAGAGCUGGCAAUGUAGCUUGUGAUUCUUUAUGCAAGUCCAAAUUAGUUGGUGGACUAGGCUUCAAAAACACACCCAUAUGGAAUGAAGCAGCCCUUAUCAAGCAUGUAUGGUCAAUUGCUACAAAAAAAAAAGACAAUCUAUCGAUUAAAUGGGUACACAGUGUUUACAUCAAGCAAGGGGAUUGGUGGGAGUACAAAGCUCCCCCAACCAGCAGCUGGUAUUGGAAAAAGAUUGUACAAGCAAGGGAUAGAGUGAAAAGCAUCAUGAGCCUAACCAACUUCACAGCUGAGAAAUAUUCAAUUUCAGGUGGAUACAAAUUGCUGCAACCGGUUUCAGAGACGAAGAAGUGGAGUAAACUAGUGUGGUGCAGAACAAAUGUUCCUAAACACAGCUUUAUUCUGUGGUUAGCAUUCCAGGACAGAUUAAAAACCAAAGAAAGUUUGUACAGGCACAAUAUUAUUGAUAAUGCAGCUUGUCUACUCUGUUUGCAAGCUGAUGAAACAGUCAAACAUCUGUUCUUUUCGUGUUCUUUGUCACAGGAUCUACUAGAUCACGUGAAGGCAUGGCUCUGCUGGAACAUCAAUGCAACAACUCUGGUGGAAAUAUCAAAGAAAAUCGAGAAAGGGAGACACUCAAAAACCAUAAAACAGGUGCUUUGUUCAGCAGUAGCAGCGUUGGUAUAUACUCUAUGGAUUACUCGAAAUGAAAGAUUGUGGAAUGGAAAUCAGCAAACGAUCUCUAAUCUGAUGCAACAGAUCAAAUUAAUGGUAAAGAAUAGAGUGUGUAGAGUUUGUCCAAAAAAAGCUACAGCAAAAGAUAAACGUUGGAUAGAAAAUUGUAAAAAGAAGUGGAAGAUGCACGCCAACCGAAGUUGGAUGAAGGCGCACCGCGCUCGCGAGUUUCGAAGUGGCGUUGACGAGUUUGUUGCGGUAGCAACAAACCACGUGAACGCUGACGGAUUAGCUCGAUGCCCAUGCAUGCGGUCGGGAUCCAACCUUCGUACAACCCCUGGUAUUUCCACGGGGAGACUUUCUCUCAGCCACUUGAUUGAACUUCCCGAAAAUGACGAAGAGGAAAUGGCAGAUGUGUUGGCCGGACAUGUUAAGAGGGGACCUGGGUUUGACGAAUCUGCUAACACUACUGAUUCUUUCAAUGAACCCCCUAUCAACGACAACAACAAGUUUGAUGACUUGUUUAAGGAGAUGGAGGCUGAGUUAUAUCCAAAGGGUUGCAAAAGUCGGCCCGAAUGCCUUUGGUAA